Molecule: messenger RNA, 2891 nt
Organism: Atta colombica
Lineage: Eukaryota; Metazoa; Arthropoda; Insecta; Hymenoptera; Formicidae
Gene: hppy
Product: mitogen-activated protein kinase kinase kinase kinase 5
Exons: 18
Coding region: 135-2789 (884 amino acids)
Biological process (GO): protein phosphorylation
Molecular function (GO): MAP kinase kinase kinase kinase activity; ATP binding
Source: RefSeq, a predicted model, not a curated record
GCUACGCUGCCUAGACGCGGUUGCAAAUAAACGCGUAUCGGUUCGCGGACGCUGAAACCAGGUCCACGGUUCGUGGCCCUGGUUAUCUCGUUCUCUUCUUUUUUCUGUCUUUCGGUACGUCCUCGUCGCUUGCGAUGGCUGCGGUAAAUGCAAAUGCGCUGUCCAGUGACAUAAGCCGUAGAAAUCCCCAGGACGAGUAUGAGCUUAUACAGAGGAUAGGCAGUGGGACCUACGGCGAUGUCUACAAGGCUAAACGUCUCUCCAUGAAUGAUCUCGCAGCGAUUAAGGUUAUCAAACUGGAGCCAGGUGAUGACUUUGCAAUCAUUCAACAGGAGAUCUUAAUGAUGAAGGACUGCAGGCAUCCAAAUAUUAUUGCUUAUUAUGGAAGUUAUUUAAGAAGAGACAAAUUGUGGAUAUGUAUGGAGUAUUGUGGAGGUGGAUCAUUACAGGAUAUAUAUCAUAUAACUGGACCAUUAACAGAAAUACAAAUAGCAUAUAUGUGUCGGGAGACCCUCACUGGUUUAGCUUACUUACAUAGCAUGGGCAAGAUGCAUCGUGAUAUUAAGGGUGCCAAUAUAUUGUUGACUGAAUCCGGUGAUGUAAAAUUGGCAGAUUUUGGUGUAUCAGCGCAGAUCACGGCAACAAUUAACAAAAGAAAGAGUUUUAUCGGUACACCUUAUUGGAUGGCUCCUGAGGUGGCAGCCGUGGAAAGAAAAGGUGGUUAUAAUCAAUUAUGUGAUAUUUGGGCAUGUGGAAUAACUGCGAUUGAAUUAGCGGAAUUACAGCCACCUAUGUUUGACCUACAUCCGAUGCGCGCCUUAUUUCUUAUGUCCAAAUCUGGCUUCAAGCCACCAACAUUGAAGGAUCGCGAUAAAUGGAGUCCAACGUUCCAUAACUUCGUCAAAGUUGCCCUCACAAAAAAUCCGAAAAAAAGGCCGACAGCAGAGAAGUUGCUUCAGCAUGCGUUUUUCCAAGGAGAGAUGAAUAAGAGACUGGCUUUAGAAUUAUUGCAAAAAGUGUCGAAUCCCAGCCAUAUGUUCACGGAUCUGGAGGCCGAUGAAGACGGGGCGGUACCCAAUGUUCCACAAAGAAUAGCCUCUCGUCUAACUGCAAGGCCUAGGCCAAAAAGUCCAAUAUCGCAACUGGACAGUGAUGAUCAAAUCAACAUCGAUGGAGGGACAUUACAUAGAGAUGCUAUAUCACCGUCUGUGGACAGUAAUCCAGCGUGGGAUAUUAUGGAUAUCAUGAAUAACGUUAAAGCCGUGCAUAAUUGUGAUGUGCAUCCAGACUGUGGGAUUGGAUCUGCGUUUGAAGACGUCCAGGAAAAAGCUACUCUUCCAUUGGGGGAAUCUUCGAACGAUUGCGAAGUUCAUUGUCCAUAUUACAAUGUAUCUGGGUCUCAAGCGAGUCCCAGACGUCAUAGCUCUGUGGAUGAAUUGUAUGGUCUCGUCAAUAGUUCUCAGUCUUUAACAACUGUGAAUGGACAACGUCAACGAUCAUUAUCGGACAGCGGCCCUAGGGACGAACCCGCACAGUCAAACGGUGACAAUGAGAUAUCGACUGAUCGAGACAGGGAAAGUAUGAGUCCCGAUUUACUAUCAGACACUCCACCUGUUCCUCCAAGAAGAAGAGAUCGGAAGAGACAUACACCACCAAGACCGAUAAGUAAUGGAUUGCCUCCUACGCCGAAAGUGCACAUGGGAGCGUGUUUUUCAAAGGUAUUCAAUGGUUGUCCACUGAGAAUACAUUGUACCGCAAGUUGGAUUCAUCCAGAUACAAGGGAUCAGCAUCUGCUUAUCGCAGCGGAGGAAGGAAUUUAUAAUUUGAACUUGAAUGAACUUCAUGAAACUGCGAUAGACCAACUGUAUCCUAGACGUACUAUCUGGAUGUAUGUUAUCAAAGAUGUUCUUAUGUCUCUUUCCGGAAAAACGCCUCAGUUGUAUAGGCAUGACUUAUUAGCGAUGUUAAGUAAACAGACUCAUAGAUUUUCAUUGCAUAUGAAUAAAAUACCAGAGAGAUUAGUCCCUAGAAAGUUCGCUUUAACUACAAAAGUACCCGACACCAAGGGAUGCACCAAAUGUUGCGUUGGAAGAAACCCAUAUAAUGGGUACAAAUAUCUGUGCGGUGCAAUGCCGGCAGGUAUAUUCUUAAUGCAAUGGUACGAUCCAUUGAAUAAGUUUAUGCUUUUAAAACAUUUUGACUGCGUUCUACCGUCGCCGCUAAAUGUCUUUAAAAUGGUUAUCACGCCUGAAAUGGAAUAUCCGAUGGUAUGUGUAUCGGUUAAACAGCCAUAUCAGCAAAAUAAAUUAAAGCUGGACUUAAUUAAUAUGAAUUCGGGAGCGAGUUGGUUUCAUAGUGACGAAUUGGAAGAUAUGGACGGCUCAGCAACUGUGAUACCAAGACGAGAGAAUUUGAACGUUAUUAAUGUUACGCAAUUCGAAAAAGAUGCAAUACUUGUUUGUUACGAUAAUGUAGUAAAGAUGGUAACUUUACAAGGAAAACCCCGUAUUAGCAAGAAACAGUUAUCAGAGUUACAGUUUAAUUUUCAAAUCGAAUCUAUCAUUUGUCUACCUGAUAGUGUAUUGGCAUUUCACAAACAUGGUAUGCAAGGUAGAAGUUUCAAGAAUGGCGAAGUUACACAAGAGAUUAGUGAUCCGAGUAGAACUUACAGGCUACUAGGCUCAGAUAAGGUUGUGAUGUUGGAGAGUCACUUAGUUCAUAGUGGCACGUUGACUGAAUCAGAAGGAGCAGACUUGUACAUUCUCGCUGGACAUGAAGCUAGCUAUUGAGCAUUGAUCCUAAAUAGCAUCCAUCCGCUGCAUGGUUUCGCAUGAUAUGUGAUUGAACUACAUGUAAUAUGAAAUGACUACGAGAAUGGUGAGAUUAAAGUA